AUGUUUGCGGUCAUCCUGUCACGGCUGCUGAUGGGCGAGCGGCACUCCUCCAAGGUGUACUUGGCCCUGGUGCCGCUGGUGGGCGGGGUCAUGCUGGCCUCCGGCACGGAGCUCUCCUUCUCCUGGCUGUGGUCCUGGGUCUCUCCGGGCUCCGCGGCCGGCGGCCCGGCCGGGGCUUCCUCGGCCGCGGCGGCCGGCGCCAUCUCGGCCCUCAUCUCGUGCCUGAUUUUCAACCUGCAAAAUCUGGUCAGCAAGAAGCUCAUGUCCAAGCAGACUCUCGAGCCGGCGGCGUUGGCCUUCCACACCAGCUGGGCGGCCCUCUUUGUGCUGGUGCCCCUGUGGCUGUACUCCGACCGGUCCGGCUCGCUGGACCUCCUGCAUGCCGAUGGCCAGGCCCUCUCGCCUGGGGUCCUGCUGAUGUUGCUCUUCCUCAAUGGGGCCGGGCACUUCGCGCAGAAGGCCUGCGCCUUGACGCUCAUCCGCCUGAUCAGCCCGGUGGCCUACAGCGUGGCCUCCCUGCUGAAGCGCAUUUUUGUCAUCGCCAGCGCCGUGGUCCUGUCCGGGAUCCUGCCCAAGCCGGUGGGCAUCUUCGGCUUCACGCUCACCUUCUUCGGGCUGUGGAUGUACAACCACGCCCGGAGCGAGGCCAAGCGCAAGGCCGGCGGCAAGAAGGCUGGCAGCUUUGCUGCCGGGGCGAUGGCCGGGGCCGGGACCAUGGCCUUGGCCCCGACCGCCGACCCCCCUUCGGCCGCCGCGUUCGGCAACGGUGGUGGCAGCGAUGGCGGACGGCGAUCUUCCUCCGCCCUAGCGGGUGAUGCCGCCGCCGCCGCCGCCGCCGCCGCCGCCGCUGCCGCCGCCGCCGCCGCCGCCGCCGCUGCUGCUGGCGCCGCCACCGGGCCGCAGCACCCCCACGCCGCCCCGUACCACCAGCACUCGAACUCCUUUUCCAUGAUGACCGGCGGCGGCGGCGCUCAGCCGGGCGGCGUCGGCCAUCAGGCCUCCUCGACGCCAGCCGUGUCCUCAUCGCGCUCAACCCCGGCGGUGUCCUUCAUCCCGGCGGCCACUGGCCCCUCCUCCUCCGUGACUGUGGCCAUGCCCGCCGAGGCAGCCACGCCCGGGGACACCGGCAACAGCGGCUCACUGCCGCGCUUCACGGCGCACCAUCCCCCGACGGCCGGCUCCUCAAUCAUGCCGGUUGGGGGGCCGCCCAAGGAAGCAACCCCCUUCCCCAAGGUCCUCCACGGGCAGGAGCUCGGCCCGGCGUCAGUUUCGCAACUGGGAUCCCCGCACAUGGUGGUAGCCGGGCAGUUUGGUGCCGCCAAGCCGGCCGAUCACCCGGUGCCCGCCGGCAGCGCCGCGGCGGCCAUGCUGGCAUCGACAUCGUUGUCGUCAUCAUCUUCCCAGGCCACCACCCCGGUGAUCAAUGCCGCCAUGGCAUUCGGUGAUGUGCAUCACGCCGCCGCCACGGCCACGGCCACGGCCACCCCCGCCCCGCCGCUGCCGCGCCACCACCACACCCACCAUCACCAUACCCCGAUCAUGCUGUCCCGCACGAAUUCCUCCCUCGGCGCCGGGGGGGUGGUGGCCGGUGCCGGCGCGGCUGCCGAUCGCAAGACCGACGCCCUGCAAUUUGACAUGGCUGCCGGGGCCGGCGGCGGGCCGGGGAUGCUGACCUCGGCGGCGGCUGCACCCUCGAUCGUCAUUGCCAACUGA
Molecule: messenger RNA, 1713 nt
Organism: Fonticula alba
Lineage: Eukaryota; Rotosphaerida; Fonticulaceae
Exons: 2
Coding region: 1-1713 (570 amino acids)
Cellular component (GO): Golgi apparatus
Molecular function (GO): antiporter activity
Source: RefSeq, a predicted model, not a curated record